This is a messenger RNA of Diorhabda sublineata, 1325 nucleotides long. RefSeq names its product alpha-tocopherol transfer protein-like. Bases 428 to 1282 code for a protein of 284 amino acids. Gene Ontology annotation, molecular function: phosphatidylinositol bisphosphate binding. The record is from RefSeq and is a predicted model, not a curated record. Lineage: Eukaryota; Metazoa; Arthropoda; Insecta; Coleoptera; Chrysomelidae. Gene Ontology annotation, cellular component: membrane. The transcript is spliced from 5 exons.
AGUUAGAGUUAGAGAUAACAAAUGUAUGUGUAUAGUUUUGUGGUAGAAUAAAAAAAUCAGAAUCAUUUCAGAGUACAGUUAGUUUAAAAAGUGAACUAUAGUUUUUUUUUAAAGUAAACAUUUCAUAAUUGUAGUAUUUCAACAAUUUAAUAAAGAGUAAUUAAAAACCAAAACCAUUAAUUUAGAAUGAUUAAAUUCUAUUUAUAAGCAGUUUAGAAAAAUUAUACUGAUAGUUGAAUACUUCAAGGAUGUUAUUUAAAUAAAUCUCGCACGCGUUAUUGAGCUGUUAAAUUUACACAACUGGUUUGGAACUAAUUUUGUUGGGAUUUAUUAAGUGUAUGAUUAUAUUAUCUUUCGAGUAUCUUAUGUUGUAGAUAAUUAUUAUUUUAAGUUACAUUCAAAAUUUUUCCGUGCCAACAAAGUAAAGAUGCAGAAUAUAGAAAAAAGCAUCGAAAUUUUGAAAGAAUGGAUAAUGAAACAACCACAUUUAACGUGUAAUAUAUCUGAUUUGUUGCUAAGAAAAUUUUUAAUAGCUUCGAAUUAUAGCAUAGAAGUGGCUAAGGAACUCAUCGACAUAUUUUAUACGCUACGUUUAAGAACCCCAGAACUUUUUGCAAAUAGAAAUUUUUAUGAUGCAGAAAUUCAGGAUAGCAUCGAAAUAGUAGAUAUUUUAAAGCUGCCGAAAUUGUUAGGGACCAGUCAGAUUCUAGUAGCAAGAUUAAAUUCCACCGAUAUUGAUAAAUAUCAUUUUCAAGCGGCUCUAAGAAUGUUUACUAUCUUUGAUGAUGUGCAAUUAACUACCGACGAAACGUUUAAUGACCACGAUAUUGUUUUGAUAGAUCUAUGCGGUUUCACAAUGAAACAUUUAUCGAAACUGUCUCUCACAUUAACUAAGAAAGUUUUGGAUUAUAUACAGGAAGCUCGUCCUGCUAAUUUGAAAGCGGUCCAUUUUAUAAACGUACCUAAUUUUAUGGAUAAAAUUUUUGGUAUGGUUAAACCAUUUGUUAGAAACAAUGUAAUGAACAUGAUCCAUUUCCAUUUACCGAAUUCGACAGCAUUGUACGACCACAUUCCUAAAGAAUUACUUCCAGAAGAAUACGGCGGUACUUGUGGUACUAUUGCGGAAUAUAAACAAGAAUGGUUGCAGAUCGUAACUGAAAAUCAAAGUAUGGUAACAGCAGAAUCUUAUUGGAAAAUAGAUGAAAGUAAACGUAUAAAUAAGAGUAAUUAUGAAGAAAAAUUUAGUACACCAGGUUCUUUUAAAAAAUUAGAUAUAGAUUGAAAUGUAAUGAAAAUUUAUAUAUUAAAUUUUUUAUUUUGUCGCA